AUGGACCCUGGAAAUUAUUCCACAGUGACGAAGUUCAUCCUUGCUGGGCUCACAGAAGAGCCAGAACUCCAGCUGCCCUUUUUUUUCCUCUUCCUGGGAAUCUAUGUAGUCACAGUGGUGGGGAAUCUUGGCAUGAUCACACUCAUAAGGCUGAGUUCUCACUUGCACACCCCUAUGUACUAUUUUCUCAGCAGUUUGUCCUUCAUUGAUUUCUGCCAUUCCACUGUCAUUACCCCCAAAAUGCUGAUGAACUUUGUGACAGAGAAGAACAUCAUCUCUUACCCUGAAUGCAUGACUCAGCUCUAUUUCUUCCUUGUUUUUGCUAUCUCAGAGUGUUAUAUUUUGGCUGCAAUGGCAUAUGACCGCUAUGUUGCUAUCUGUAGUCCCUUGCUUUAUAAUGUCAUCAUGUCUCAUCAGGCCUGUUUCUCCCUGAUUUUGGGAGUGUAUACUAUAGGCCUGGUUUGUGCCUUUGCUCAUACAGGCUGCUUGUUUAGGGUUCAUUUCUGCAAAUUUGAUGUGAUCAAUCAUUAUUUCUGUGAUCUUCUUUCCCUAUUAAAACUCUCCUGUUCUAGUACCUAUGCCAACAGAUUACUGAUUUUAAUCUUCAGUGUGAUUAACAUCCUUGCCCCUAGCCUAACCAUCCUUAUCUCCUACAUCUUCAUCAUUGCCAGCAUUCUUCGUAUCCGUUCCACUAAGGGCAAGUCCAAAGCCUUCAGCACUUGCAGCUCCCACAUCUUGGCUGUUGCUGUUUUCUUUGGAUCUGCAGCAUAUAUGUACCUGCAACCAUCAUCUGUGAGCUCUAUGGAUGAUGGGAAAGUGUCCUCUGUGUUUUAUACUAUUGUUGUGCCCAUGCUAAACCCCCUGAUCUAUAGCCUGAGGAAUAAAGAUGUUAAUGUUGCCCUCAGUAAAAUGCUAGACAGAAAAAUAUUCUUGUGA
This is a messenger RNA of Hipposideros armiger (great roundleaf bat), 936 nucleotides long. RefSeq names its product olfactory receptor 8G1-like. Lineage: Eukaryota; Metazoa; Chordata; Mammalia; Chiroptera; Hipposideridae. Gene Ontology annotation, molecular function: olfactory receptor activity; G protein-coupled receptor activity. The coding region runs from base 1 to 936 and encodes 311 amino acids. The transcript has a single exon. The record is from RefSeq and is a predicted model, not a curated record. Gene Ontology annotation, biological process: G protein-coupled receptor signaling pathway. Gene Ontology annotation, cellular component: membrane.